Chenopodium quinoa (quinoa) is the source of this 3637-nucleotide messenger RNA. RefSeq lists its product as uncharacterized. The transcript has 5 exons. Lineage: Eukaryota; Viridiplantae; Streptophyta; Magnoliopsida; Caryophyllales; Amaranthaceae. The record is from RefSeq and is a predicted model, not a curated record. Bases 289 to 3348 code for a protein of 1019 amino acids.
GACCCAUUUGAGAGAAAACGGGCCUACCAUAACAUCACCGCACAUGGUGUACUGGAUUAUCUCUUCUUGUCCUUUUCUCUCUCUUUCUUCCUCACUUCACACCACACUCAAUUCUACUCGACUCGCUCACUCGUUCUUCACUCAACUCAGUUACUUCUACACUUCACUCAACCCUUCAAACUGAAAACGACUGCAAAAAUACUCCCAAUUUUCAUUUCUCUUUCUCUCUCCUCUUUGUCCUUUUUUCCCUCUUUCAAUUUCUAUCAUUUUCUUCUUCUGGUCGGAUUGAUGGAAACCCAAGAUCACAAAAAGCCUAAACAAUCAGGGUAUGAAGGGCAUAGUGGAGGAGUUCAUGUUUGUACUAAAUGUGGAUGGCCGUUUCCAAAACCACACCCCAGUGCUAAGCACAGGAGGGCUCAUAAGAAGGUUUGUGGAACUGUUGAAGGCUAUAGGCUGGAUAAUGAUGCACAAGACAAGACCCAUUUGAUGGAUGGUUCUGAUGGUGAACAUGCUUCUGAUGAUGAACACAAAACCCCAAGUGGUAAAGUUGUGGAGACUACUAUAAACAGGAGGACUAGCAGUGGAGUUGGUAAUAGAUCAAGUAGGUCGACCAGAUCAGAAGAUGAAGUGUUUACUGAUGCUGUCACAGAAUUUGCUGACACUCCAAGUCCUGGAGAGGCCUCUGAUGGUGGUAUACAUCGGUUUUAUUCGAUGCAACGUGUAACUCAGAAUGAUUUGGAUGAUAUUAAGCAUGCUGUAGAGAAGGCCGAUGCUGAUAAUUUACGAGCCCCCAGCACACAUCUCAAUGACAAUCAGGAUCAAGUUCAACCUGCUCAGAAUUUGGAAGGUGAAAAUGAUAGAUUAGAAGCAGAAGCUGGUAUUCUAUCUCAGGAUCAUAUGCCCAGUUUCACCUCUGGUCCAGCUCCGGCCUCAGCUUCAAUUACAGUAGAAAAUAAGAAUGAAGAUGAGGCAGCUGAUGAAACAACUGAGGAAGCAUCAGAAUAUGUUUCUGUUUUGAGAGAUAUGGAUAAAGGAAUUCUAGGUCCUGUCUCCAAUGGUGAAUUAGCAAAAUCGGCAGUGAUGAAAAUUAUUGGUUCUGAAAACAAUGUUAAAUGCUCUCAGGCAGCAGGGCAACCAGUUGAAGUUAUUGAUCCUGCAAGUGGAAGCUCAGCCAAGCUAAGUGACGUGACAGUGGAUCAUGGCCUAAAAUCUGGAGCCAAUGCAGAUGUCUAUGUUCUAGCUGCUCCUGAUGCUUUACUUCCGCAUAAGCAUCCUGAUAGAGCAGUCGAAGAUUUAGACCACGAAACAAGUGAAAGUAAGAAAGUCUAUUCUGAAGAUAAUGUCCUUAAAAGUGUUGGUGUCAUGGAGGGUAAACUUAACCAGGACGUUGGGCAGAUAUCAAUAGCUGAGCAAAACCCUGUUGGUGAGCCAGUUCAUUUACCUGAUGUUGAGGCUUCUGAAGGUGACAUAAGUAAUUUUAGUUGUGAAGUAGUUUCUGACUUGAAGACUGAAAAUUUGGGAGAAAAAAUUAGCUGUGCUGAAGAGCAGAAACCCAUUAUUGCAUUGAAUAAUGUCUUUCCUGAAGAGCAGAAACCCACUGUUGCCUUGAAUAACAUCUUUCCUGAAGAGCAGAAGCCUAUUUUUGCUGCUGAUAAUCCAGAGUUCACCUCAAAUGGAGCUUUCAACACAAGUAAUGGUGUUAAAACUAAUGCUGAGCAUGUGGUUUUACAAGAAAUCAUUGACAAUGAAGUGUCAAGGAGUCUAUUAUUGGCUUCUGAUGUUGACACAACUGAAUUCAGGAAUGAAGUAGUUUCUGACUUCAAGACUGAAAAUUUGGAAGAAAAAAGUUUUAGUUGUGCUGAAGAGCAGAAACCCAUUGUGGCACUGAAUAAUGUAUUUCCUGAAGAGCAGAAACCCAUUGUUGCACUGAAUAAUGUGAUUCUUGAAGAGCUGAAACCCUCUGUUGCUGCUGAUAAUCAAGAGUUCACCUCAAAUGAAGCUUCCAACGGUGUUAAAAGUACCACAGAGCAUGUGGUUUCACAAGAAAUUGGCGACAGUGAUGUGUCAGGGAGUUUAUUAUUGGCUGAACAUGCUAUCAAUGACAUUUUACCCCAAUCUAAAGAGCUAAGCAAUAUCCAUGGUAACUCUGAUACAGGUAAUAAUGAAAACGUUGGAGCUGUACGAACUCAUUUGGAUGGAAGUGAGAUAAGGUAUGGAGGCGAGGGUAAUGAGGCUGUUAAUGCUGAAACUGCACCUAGUGGCUCAAUCAUAGCUGGAUCUCAUGAUGGCAUUCAUGAGACAUUUGAGGUAAAUAGAUUUCAUGACCAUAUUAAAUCAGAUACGACGGCGGAUUCUGGGGAUUUGAUGGCAGGUCAUACACUGCCCAUGGUGGAGAGCACUGUUGGUAGUGCAGGAGGAGCAGAGUUUAUAGGUGAAGAUAGUCUAGGUGCUAUUUCGAAAACUGACAAUGUUCCUGGUUCAAUAUCAAAGAUGAUAUCAACUGAGUCCUCAGUUGUUUGUGACAAUGCUCAACAUUCUUUGAAAAGCUCUGCUACUGUUGAUGACACCUGCACGGAAAAGUCUGCAGAGGAGGCUGAUGAUGUGUUUGAAGGGGAUAGGAUUGUUAAGCCCCAUAUUGCUAUUUCAGGAGCUGAUAUUCUCCCAGAUUCUAGUAGCCAAACUGACAGUCUGGAAGGCAACUGGGGAUCUGUUUCAGUUAUGUCUGCAGUAUCAGACACCCCACCUGCAAAUGACACUCCUGCAUUGAACCAAUCCCAGGUAUCUGCCUCAAAAGAUAAUGGGAGCUUGGAGCUGAAACCUAUGAUGGAAAGUCAACACCCUGAGAGUAAACUGUCAGUUGAUCCUGUGGUUGGAGCGAUCGAAGGUGUAUCUGAGAUCCAGACAUUAGAGGAGCAGAAAGAGAAGGGCUCUGCCUUACAAACUUCCUGGUCGACCUCCAUUGCUCAUUUGGAUAAUGCACCGCAUGGAGGAAAAAGAAAUGAGGAAAUUAUUGCCAAGGUAACUAACUGGAGCACCGAAAAGCAACAUCUGCCUUUGAAAACCCUUUUGGGAGAAGCCACUGCCCGAAGUAGAGCAGAAUCACCAAUUCACACGCAGAUGAAACCCCAAACUGAUGAAACUCCAGUAGCAAAUAAUGAUGUUUCAAAGACAGAAAAUGUGAUUCUUAGUUCCAACAACCCCAUUCCAGAGGCGUCAAAGAUAGAGAUGGGAAAGGAAUGGAAUUCUCCAGCAAGGUAUCCGGUGAAUAUCAAGACAGAGAAGAGGAAGGGCAAGAACAAACCAUACUGGGCACCAUUUCUUUGUUGUUCAUCUGUCAAUGCUAGGUAGGAUAGCUGUUCAAGGUAACGGAACGACUUGAAACACAUUUGAGGAGCAAUUUUCUUCGAGAAGUGGAGUGCUUGUUUAAUAUGCACAUGUUUAGGGUUUGUAAAAGAUAUGUCUAUAUGUUGGAUUUUUAAGCCUAAUACUCUUGGCGAUCUUAUUAUACUAUGAAGUAUUUAGUUCAGAUUAUUACUCCGUAGUAUUUAGUUCAGAUUAUUGUUGCAUAGUGAAGAUUUGUGAGCAGAAUAAUUAUUGUUUUUGCUGUGAAAAGGAACUAGAGCCCUAUUUUAGUGUA